GAUAAUUGUUUAAGCGUUAAAUUUUUUACAUUCUUUCUCAAAAUAUCCCACCUCUUUAUUGAACUAGCAAACAAAGAAUAUAAGCGUUGCACAACUCCAUAAGAAUCUUUUACCUUUAUAGAAUUAUUUCCAAUAUCACAUAAAACCAAAUUAAGACUAUGACAAACACAUGGUGUAUAAAAUGCUCUAGGAUUUAUAUACAAAAGUUUUUUUUUGUACAUCUUGUUGGCUUCCUUUCAUAUUAGAUCCAUUAUCAUAACAUUGACAUCUCACGUUAUGGAUAUCUAGAUCUAGAGAUUGUAAUACUUCUUUUAACACUUCGAAAAGUUUAUGCCCCGCUGUGGUAACCACCGAGCAGCUUUUGAAAUGGACGGUACCACUUACCAAAGAUUCCCAAAGAUCAAUAUCCGUGAGCUUAAAGAUGACUACGCCAAGUUUGAGCUUCGUGAAACCGACGUUUCAAUGGCCAACGCUCUCCGUCGCGUAAUGAUCUCCGAAGUCCCCACCAUCGCAAUAGAUCUCGUCAACAUCGAGGUUAAUUCCUCUGUUCUCAACGACGAGUUCAUUGCUCAACGACUUGGUCUCAUCCCUCUCACUAGCGAGCGUGCUAUGAGCAUGCGGUUCUGUCAAGAUUGUGAUGCUUGUGAUGGAGAAGGACAAUGCGAGUUUUGCUCUGUUGAGUUUCCGCUUAGUGCUAAGUGUGUUACUGACCAAACCCUAGAUGUUACUAGUAGAGAUCUCUACAGUGCUGAUCCUACUGUUACUCCUGUUGAUUUCACUAUUGACUCGUCUGCUUCUGAUUCAAGCGAGCAAAAGGGAAUUACCAUUGUGAAACUGCGCAGGGGACAAGAGUUGAAGCUUAAGGCGAUAGCGAGGAAAGGAAUUGGGAAAGAUCAUGCAAAAUGGUCUCCUGCAGCUACUGUUACGUUUAUGUAUGAGCCUGACAUUAUUAUCAAUGAAGACUUGAUGGACACUUUGACAGACGAGGAGAAAAUAGACUUGAUUGAGAGCAGUCCAACCAAAGUUUUUGGCAUUGAUCCAGUCACCAGACAGGUUGUGGUGGUUGAUCCUGAAGCAUACACUUACGAUGAAGAAGUGAUCAAGAAAGCAGAAGCCAUGGGAAAACCAGGACUCAUUGAGAUCUAUCCGAAACAUGAUAGUUUUGUAUUCACUGUUGAGUCCACAGGUGCACUGAAGGCUUCCCAGCUGGUACUAAAUGCCAUAGACAUCCUGAAGCAGAAGCUUGAUGCAAUCUGUCUCUCAGAUGACACUGUAGAAGCUGAUGAUCAGUUUGGUGAACUCAGUGCCCAUAUGCGUGGAGGAUGAACUCGUGGCUAAUUCGAUAACAACAUGUGAAGAUCAGAGUAAUAUAUUAAUUGUAGGGGCACUGUCUUAUUCGAUAACAACAUGUGAAGAUCUUAUUAUAAUUGUAGGGGCACUGUCUUAUUUGGUAACAACA
Messenger RNA from Arabidopsis lyrata subsp. lyrata, 1459 nucleotides. RefSeq names its product DNA-directed RNA polymerases II, IV and V subunit 3. NCBI's taxonomy places the organism in Eukaryota, Viridiplantae, Streptophyta, Magnoliopsida, Brassicales, Brassicaceae. Gene Ontology annotation, molecular function: DNA-directed RNA polymerase activity; DNA binding; protein dimerization activity. Gene Ontology annotation, cellular component: RNA polymerase II, core complex. The coding region runs from base 331 to 1326 and encodes 331 amino acids. Gene Ontology annotation, biological process: DNA-templated transcription. The transcript is spliced from 3 exons. The record is from RefSeq and is a predicted model, not a curated record.